This is a messenger RNA of Cylicocyclus nassatus, 2003 nucleotides long. NCBI's taxonomy places the organism in Eukaryota, Metazoa, Nematoda, Chromadorea, Rhabditida, Strongylidae. The record is from the annotation of a GenBank genome assembly.
CUGCACCGCGGUUUUCUGCUACUUGAUGUUUUUUGAAUUGGCGUUAUGAUUCCUUAUGUAUAAGAUUCGAAGACACUUCCUUCGGCACGUCUUAGACGCAAAGUAAUCGACUUACUAAAAGUUUCAAUCGCUGCAUUUAGAUGAGUCGACAUAUAUUUUCUUUAUUUCGACGCAGUGCUUCGCGGCGUCUGAGAUGUUACAGCUGUGAAGCUUCAGUAAGCUCACGAUCAGCUACUCAGACGAGGCGUUCCGUCCCUGAUGAUGGUCUUGGCCUCGAUCAUUUUAUCGGUCAAACCAGGAGGGUUCGAUUACCGAAGAUCUCACCAACAACAGCAGAGACAACCUAUCUUGAUCCUGAGGACAUUUCUGGACUUGGUCGAAAAGUGAAGUAUGUGACCUAUGGUUGCCAGAUGAACGUAAACGAUAUGGAAGUUGUUCGAUCAAUUCUAAAAACGACUGAUUAUGUAGAAACCGAAGAAUUAUUGGAGGCCGAUGUAGUGGUUCUUAUAACUUGUUCUAUUCGUGAAGGAGCCGAAGACAAAGUUUGGCGCGAGUUAAAGCGGAUCAGACAUGUGGCACGGCGGAAGCCCGUCGUUGGAGUACUCGGUUGCAUGGCCGAAAGAGUUCGUCAUGGGUUACUGUCGAAGAAGGGCCUAGUCGAUGUGGUGGCAGGUCCUGAUGCCUACAGGGACCUCCCACGUCUGCUGGCUGUGGCUCGAGCGGGAUCCAGUGCCAUAAAUGUGCAGUUGUCUGUCGAGGAGACUUACGCUGAUGUGAAGCCCGUGAGAGUUGAUAGAAAUGCGAAAACUGCUUAUGUGUCAAUAAUGCGGGGAUGUGAUAAUAUGUGCACUUAUUGUGUAGUUCCUUUGACGAGAGGCAGGGAACGUAGCCGACCUAUAGACUCCAUCAUUGAUGAAGUGCGACGGCUUAGUGAUGAGGGCGUCAGGCAAGUGACUUUGCUUGGGCAGAAUGUCAACAGUUACCGCGAUAUGUCUGAGUCGACAUAUGUCGUAGAAAGAAGAGCAUCAACAACCACAGUUCCUGGCUUUUCAACUGUCUACAAACCAAAAAUUGGCGGUCAUACAUUUUUGACUUUGUUGGAUAAGAUCUCCGAAAUCGACCCGGAAAUGCGAGUUCGAUUUACAUCCCCACAUCCAAAAGAUUUCCCUGUAGAGGUGAUACAGCUUAUCAAGGAACGUCCGAAUAUAUGUAACCAGUUACACUUGCCUGCACAGAGCGGAGAUGACGAAACGCUGCAAAGAAUGGGGAGAGGUUAUACUCGCGAGCUAUACCUCCGACUGGUGGACGACAUCAGAAAAAUCGUUCCAGAUGUGAGCCUCACAUCAGACUUUAUCGCUGGUUUCUGUGGUGAAACCGAGGAAGCUCACCGAAGGACCCUUGAUUUGAUUCACACUGUCAAAUAUUCAUUCUGUUAUGUGUUCCCGUACAGUAUGAGAGAGAAAACACGUGCUCAUUACCGCUUGGUUGAUGAUGUGCCGGAGGACGUAAAAAGGCGGCGACAUGAGGAGUUGGCGUCAGCAUUCCGGCAAGAGUCGCUGGCAAUUCACCAGUCAUUGCUAGGGACUGAACAAUUAGUCCUCGUUGAAGGAACAUCAAAACGGUCACUGACUGCACUUCAAGGGCGGGCGGAUAAUGGUAUCAAAGUGAUUUUCGAAAAUACUGCUACGUAUGAACCAGGAGACUACGUUGUUGUGCGGAUAAAAAACUGCUCUUCACAAACUUUACAAGGAGAAGCACUGAGGAAGACCACAUUGAACGAUUUCCAUCGUUGAUCGCUCGCAUAGACUGCAUCCAUUUGAAUGUACUGUAAGCUGCCUUGACUGUUCCAUUACUGUUGCUCAUGUAACAUAUAAGCUAGUCAACUUGAGAAAGAAGAUGUACUUUUAGAUCUCUUGAUGGUAUUGUAAUAACACGUGGUAUCACAUCAUGCUUGAAAGGUUGUCAUAAUUAAAACAGUACAAAUAAAUAUGAAAAUGAGAUUU